CACACACACAAAACACCGACAUUUUCUUACAACUAGAUUUAUGUUUCUCUUCGAUUGUCUACUAAAUAAUGUCGGACCUAUUUAUCCGGAAUUUCUGUCACUGUGAGAUUUAAGAUUAGAAAGAUGAACAAUCCUACUUCCAUCAUUUCAUUGUUCAUCUUCAUUCUUUCUCUUCUUCUCAACAGAUUUACCCAUGGAUUUGGGUAUUAUUCCAACUACACAGAGCUCCUCCUUGAUGAAAACCUCGCCGCCUCCGCCGCCGUCGCCGUCGGACCCAAUCCUCUCUUUGUGGGUCUGACCCUUAUUCAAGGAGCCGCUGAUAAGGGCGCCGUUUGUCUAGACGGAACAUUGCCCGGUUAUCAUAUAAAUUCCGGCCAUGGAUCGGGGGCAAAUAGUUGGGUUAUUCAAUUAGAGGGUGGAGGAUGGUGUAAUACUGUCAGAAAUUGUGUUUUUCGUAAGACGACUAGACGAGGAUCGUCCAAGUUUAUGGAGAAACGGUUGCAAUUCACCGGAAUUCUUAGUGAUAAACAAGAAGAAAAUCCAGAUUUCUUCAAUUGGAACAGAGUUAAGCUACGGUAUUGCGACGGGGCAUCCUUCUCCGGCGAAGGCGAAAACAAGGCUGCAGGACUGCAGUUUCGGGGACAACGGAUAUGGUUAGCGGGUAUGCAAGAAUUAAUGUCGAAAGGAAUGAAAAACGCGGAUCAGGCACUUCUUUCGGGCUGCUCAGCAGGGGGAUUGGCCUCUAUACUGCAUUGCGACGAGUUUCGUGGCUUGUUUCCUGAUAAUACUAAAGUUAAAUGCCUUAGUGAUGCUGGAUUAUUCCUAGACGCCACAGAUGUGUCUGGUACGAGUACAAUGAGGAACAUGUUCGAUGGUGUGGUCUCAUUGCAGGGUGUGGGAAAGAAUUUACCAUCUAGUUGCACGAAUCGUCUGAAUGCUACCUCGUGUUUUUUCCCCGAGAACUUGGUUGAAAACAUCAAAACACCUUUGUUUUUACUCAAUUCAGCAUAUGAUUCAUGGCAGGUCCAAGCUAGUUUAAUCCCUGCAUCAUCAUCAACAGCCGAUCCAAAAGGAUGCCGAACUAACCAUUCCAUGUGUUCAUCUUCACAGAUAGAGUUUUUUCAAGAUUUUAGGAACCAUAUGUUGAACGCGAUAAAGGGUUUCUCUUCGUCGAAGCAAAAUGGGUUGUUUAUAAAUUCGUGUUUCGCUCAUUGUCACACGGAGAGACAAGACACAUGGUUUGCUAACGACUCUCCUAGUAUUGGCAACAAGAGGGUGGCGGUCGCGGUUGGAGAUUGGUUUUUCGAUCGGACGAAAAACUGCGAUGAUGUAGACUCUCCUUAUCCGAGUGACAAAACUUGUCACGAUCAGAUCUAGGAAAUGAAUUGUCUUAGGAAUGGGUUAAUUUUAAUUAUUUAUUUAAAAGUUACAAUUUGAUUAAGAACAUAUGAUACAUAUGUUAUAUCCAUUCAAAACUAUAUAAAACAAAUGAUGCUAUUAAUAUUAUUAUUUGGUGUGA
Impatiens glandulifera is the source of this 1519-nucleotide messenger RNA. Its product is annotated as pectin acetylesterase 12-like. NCBI's taxonomy places the organism in Eukaryota, Viridiplantae, Streptophyta, Magnoliopsida, Ericales, Balsaminaceae. Gene Ontology annotation, cellular component: plant-type cell wall. The transcript has 12 exons. Gene Ontology annotation, molecular function: pectin acetylesterase activity. Gene Ontology annotation, biological process: cell wall organization. Bases 124 to 1377 code for a protein of 417 amino acids. The record is from RefSeq and is a predicted model, not a curated record.